UUCGUCUUCCUCUAUAUAAAUCCUAUCCUCCCUUCCCAUUUCCCUCGUCAAUUUCAUUCAUUCACCUUUCCAGCAACCAACUUCCUAUGAUGGCCCAACCACAGGCAGAGUCCCACACCAACAAUGGCUCCUGUGAGCCAUCGCCCAAAAUCCCAAAGCUCCACUUAAACGAUGACAUCUCUGCAAACCCUCCAUUUCUCCGCGUGAAGAAGCUCUCUGAGAAGGCCGUUUUGCCCUCUAGGGCUUCCCCUUUCUCUGCCGGUUACGAUCUCUCUAGUGCUGUGGAAACGAAGGUGCCGGCGAGAGGGAAAGCUCUGGUGGCAACUGAUAUCAGCAUCUCAAUUCCAGAAGGGACCUAUGCCCGCGUUGCGCCACGAUCGGGGUUGGCUUUGAAGCACUCGAUCGACACGGGUGCAGGGGUGAUUGACGCUGAUUACAGAGGUCCCGUAGGGGUGAUACUGUUCAACCAUUCCGAUGUGGAUUUUGAGGUGAAGAUUGGGGAUAGGGUUGCGCAGCUCAUUAUCGAGAAGAUUGUGAUACCAGAUGUUGUUGAAGUCGAGGAUUUGGAUUCCACUGUGAGAGGUGAAGGUGGUUUUGGAUCCACCGGUGUUUGAUUUCUCCCGCCAAUGUUUGUUAUAUUUGGCUUCAUCUAUCAAUCAAUGUUAU
Messenger RNA from Abrus precatorius (Indian licorice), 666 nucleotides. RefSeq names its product deoxyuridine 5'-triphosphate nucleotidohydrolase-like. Lineage: Eukaryota; Viridiplantae; Streptophyta; Magnoliopsida; Fabales; Fabaceae. Gene Ontology annotation, molecular function: magnesium ion binding; dUTP diphosphatase activity. The coding region runs from base 87 to 614 and encodes 175 amino acids. The record is from RefSeq and is a predicted model, not a curated record. The transcript has 3 exons. Gene Ontology annotation, biological process: dUMP biosynthetic process; dUTP catabolic process.